This is a messenger RNA of Prorocentrum cordatum, 3048 nucleotides long. The record is from the annotation of a GenBank genome assembly. Lineage: Eukaryota; Dinophyceae; Prorocentrales; Prorocentraceae.
AUGACGCCCCGCCCGGUCGCCCCUGGCGCGCACUCUGGCGCGGACCGAGUGGUCCCGGGCGUGGUGUGCUUGCGCUGCCGCGCCGAUUGCGUCGAGCUCGAGCUCGAGGGGGGCGGGCUGGAGCGCUGGUCUCCCGCCAGCGCGGAGCCUGGCCUCCUCGCGGGCGCGGGGUGCGCCUUCUGGCGCGGCGGGGCCGACGCGCCGCUGGCGUGGAGCGCGCUGGCUGCCGAGCUCGGGCGGCUGUCCGCAGACGCGGACGCGUACGGUGGCCUGGUGGCCAGGCUGCACGGGUUCUUCUGGUUCGUGCACGUGCGGGGCCUGGGCCCUGCGGGGCCGUUGUGCCUGCUGGCGGCCACGGACGCCGUGGGCCUCAUGCCCUUGUGGCUGAGCGCGGACGCCGAGGCGUGCGCGGCCUCGCCGCACAGAUGUGCCGCGGCGGCCAGCGGGGUGGGCGCCGCGGCCGCCCAGAUGUGUCCACGGGUGGUGCGCAGCUGGACGCCAGGUCAUGGCGGGCUGUCGGCGUCGCGGCCCAGGUCCUUCCACGGGCUGCACUCGCCGCUGGGGGCGGCACGCGCCGCGACCUGCGAGGCAGCGCUGAGAGAUGUGGGCGUCGAGACCGCGAAUGCAGACCCAGCGGGCGCAAUGCCACGGGCGCUUGGCGGCAGAGGAGGCGGAGACGGGCUCUUGUCUGAGGUGGUGUCCUUGCUGGAGAGCUCGCUCAGGCGGUGUAUUCCAAGGGGCGCUCAGCGGGUCGGCGUGCUCUUCUCUGGCGGCCUGGACUCCAGUCUGCUGGCCUGGCUUUGCACCCAGGGCCGCGCUUGGCCCGAGUGCAAGUUCGUCUGCUACACGGUCGGGUUCCACGACAGCCCACGCCACGCGUACCCCGAGGACUUGUCUGCUGCCAGUGCAGCUGCCGAGAUCAUGUCGCUGGACUGGCGCAUGAAGGUCAUGACACUCGGGGAGGGCGAAAAGCUGCUCAGAGAAGCGGCCCCAGUGGUCGCGGACUGGAAUGCAGUAAAGGCUGAGGUCUCCAUGACCAACCUCGCCGCCUACAAGCUCGCUGCAGCGGAUGGCACCACUCUUCUGCUUAGCGGCUUGGGUUCCGAGGAGGCGUUCUCUGGUUAUCACAGGCAUGGGCCUGCCUGCGCUGCGGGGGAUGAGGCGAGCACGCGCGACCGGUCCCUCGGUCUGGCGCAGAUGUACCACAGGGACCUGCAGCGGGACUUCGCGCUCGCAUCGCUGACCGGGGUGCAGGUCCGCUUCCCGUACCUGGACGACGAGCUGGUGUCGCGCGCCCUGACGCUGCCCGCGGCGAUGCCUGCGUCGCAGCGGGCCGAUUUAGGUGCUGACGAUCUCGAUUCCGUUGGCGUGGUCGCGGACGGCGCCAAGAGCGCGCUGCGUGCGGUGGCGCAGUGGGCUGGCGCCCCGACGGUGGUCUACACGCGGCGCAAGCGGGCGUCGCAGUACGGGGCGCGCUCGCACCAGGCUCUGGGCCUGCUGGCGGCACGGCAGGCUUCGAGCGGCGCCGCGGAGCCAGCGGCCAAGAAGUACCAGCGGGCCAACUUCGCUAUGGGCCUGCCAGGAGCGUCGCACGGCGCCCUGGCGCUCCUGUUCACGAGUGGGAAGGACAGCGCCAACGCGCUCGUGCUGCACCGCUCGUGGCACAACCCCGUCGCCUGCGUGGUUCCCCCCCGCUGGGAGGGCGACGGCGCGCGGACGGAAGCCGGUCGCACGGAGGCGCUGGCCGCCGCCACUGCCAUCGGGGCCCCGCUCCUGGACCUGCCGGCCGCGUACGUGUCGACGAACGGCGGCGCGCCCUACGACGCCAGCUCGCUGAUGGCCGCGCUGCGGCGGGCGCGCGACGACCACGGCGUGGAGGGCGUCACGUGCGGCCACGCGCACGACCUGGGCAGGUGGAGCGCCGUGGUGGAGGCGUGCGACUCGCUGGGACUGCGCGCCUACGCCCCGCUGUGGGGGAACACGCAGGCGACGCCGCUGCUGCUCAGGAUGGCCGUGGACGGGAGCGCCCUGGUCGUGACGCGCUUCCCCGACGCCGCGGUGAUAGGCCAGCGCGUCGCGACGACCGAGGAGGCGAAGGCCCUGCUCUCGAGGCUGCGGGACGUGGCGGGGCCGGACGCGCCCGAGGACUCGGAUGCGGGCCUGCUGGACGCGGAGGUGGUCCACUGCGCGCUGCUCGGCGGCGGGGUGGGCGCCAGCGGGCCUGCCGGCGGCGGCCCGAGCGAGGCGGGGCGGCCCGGCGCGGAGCCGCUCCCAGAGUCGCCCGCGCGCGCUCUCCCGGGGCUGCACCUCGGGCCGCUGCCAGGCCACGCGCAGGCAGAACCGCUCUGGCUCAAGGGGCCAGAGGUUCGCGCGGCAGCGCACGCGCGCCGCGUGCAUGCCGCGCGGCCCACGCUCGAGGAGGACCCCGGCAGGCCUGCGAUGCCGCUGAGCGUGGAGGAGCUGGAGCGGUGCGCGGAGGGCCUGCGGGCGGCCAGCAGCGACGCGGAGGCGGCAGGGCUGCUGGCACCCGUCCUCGGCGUGCUCGGCUCCCAGGCCGAGCUGGACGCCUCGUUCCGGCGCGGCUCCUGCGCGGGCGCGGCGCAGCGCGACUACGGCGGCGUGAAGGGCGCCCUCUGCCGGCUGGUGGACAGAGACACCAACAGGUGGUUCCAACAGGUGGCCCGGGAGCUCCGGGGCGUCGCCCUGAGAGUGCUGCCCGAGCCGCCCGGCUACCUCUGCGUCUCGGAGGACGAGGGGGACGACGACGCCGGACAGGGCAGCGGGGCCUCCGCCGACGUUGCUCUCGUAGCGUGCGGGAGCGAUGCCGAGGGCGGCACGGUGUGCGACGCGCCGCGGUGCGGGUCCGUGGCCCCGGUCUCUGGCGAAGCCACGAGCUCCUCGGUCGCUUCGGCCUUGGCGCGUCCCAGCUGGGGCCUGCGGCAGCCUGGCUCCCCAAGCGGCCCUGGGCCAGCGCCCCAGCGGCAGUCCGUGGUGGCCUGGCGCCCGUGGGCGACGCGUCGAGCAGCUCCGCCCCAGCGCUGCCGCUGA